Molecule: messenger RNA, 2305 nt
Organism: Hyla sarda
Lineage: Eukaryota; Metazoa; Chordata; Amphibia; Anura; Hylidae
Gene: CCDC138
Product: coiled-coil domain containing 138
Exons: 15
Coding region: 159-1934 (591 amino acids)
Source: RefSeq, a predicted model, not a curated record
UAAAACCAGAGCGGAGGAAACGGGACGCCGAGACUGAUCCUGCGUAUGCUCUGCCUCAAUCUUUUCCUUCAACUGCCAGAUCAUCACGCUCACCCUGUGGGGGUCCUCUGGCUGCACAUAUUUGGGCCUCUGCUUUCAUGGUUCACCUGGAUUGUUAAAUGGCAGAGUCCAGGAUGUCGUUGCAACCAGCAUCCUCUUCUGUAACCUUCCUUCAGAAGGGACAUUAUAAUAAAGCACUCAGGGAUUUACUAAGGAGGAUUGGGGAUUCCAAAAGCCAACUAGAGAUCACUGAUGAGCACUUUGAUGAUGACCUGUGUCCAGUUCAGGAUUCCAGUGCCCACUUGUACACAGAAACAGAUGUUACUUUGCCAUCUCACUUGAUAGCCAACACAUGUACUGAACCAUCCUUUCUUAUGAGUGGACUUGCAGGUUCAAAACAUAGAAUGAGGAAGCCACAAAACACUGCACUAAAGAGCCCACAUGUUUUACCUUCAGAGAUCCAUGAUAUAUAUGAAGAGCUAUCAGAAAUAUAUCACAAACUUCAGCAAGAGAGAAUGUCGCAACAAGAAUAUUCCCUUCAAUUGAAAAAGCGUGAGCAGAGUUUACUUGAAAGGGAGGAGAUGCUUCUAAAACACCAGGCCACACUCGGCAAGAUAAAGGAUGUGGGAGAGAAUGUGCAGGAGAAAUUUCGAAUAAUGAAAGAGCAGCACGAUGUAGAGGUAAAACAGCUGUCAGAUGCCUUCAAAGAGAAGAUCAAGGAAAACAAAAGAUUGAAGUCCUCUUUUGAUACCUUAAAGGAAAUGAAUGACACCUUAAAAAAGCAGCUGAAUGAAGUGAUUGAGCAAAAUAAGAAACUGGAAUCUCAAGCUAAGAAAGUUCAGUCUCGUCUAGAAAACCUACAGAGAAAGCACGCCUUCCUUACAGUUCAGAAAAGCAAAGAUACUUCCCAAAUUGUGAAUCUUCCAAAACCCCAAAAUGUUGAAAAGAGACCUGCUCCUGUAAAACCUAAGGUCCUUAAUAAUAUGCAAGUAUUCAAGCUCGUAACUAUUCUUAUGGAUUGGCUUUCUUCAUCAGAAGGUAAUGGAGGCCGAGACAAAUCACUAUCCAUGGAUAAAUUACCCACAAACUGCUUUCAGGAAAAGUGUGCCAAGGUCUUACCUGUUCUUGUUGAGCAGUUCCAGUGGAUGCCCAUGGUCAGUGGCAAGCUGCACCUUUCUUUCAUGAGGUUUUCAUAUUGGACAUUGAGGCAGCUUGAAAACCGGACCCAGUCUACUUUAACCUCAACCAUAAGGCGCCUUGGUGAGGAGACAUUUAAAGGAGUAGUUUACCACCCUGUGGAAGACAGUAUGACGGAAGAAAGACCACGAUCUGUAGCCUUCUUUAAAAGCAACAAUUUUCCGCUGCGAUUUGUUUCGACCCUAGUCAUACUCAAAACUGUUACACAAGUGGACUACCUUGCCCAAGCAUUGGAUUCGCUUUGCAUGGACCUGAAAAGUGAUGAGGGAAGAACUCUGUUCUUGGAGUAUCAUGCAGUGCCCAUUGUUGUAGAACUUUUACAUGUCUCAAACAGGGGACUUAUUUCCAGCGUCCUUGAUAUUUUACUUCAGCUUUCAAUGGAAACAAGAUUUUUGCAGCCAUUUCUUGAGUCAUGCAGCACUGAAUCAUUUUUUUGUACUUGUGCUGCCUUGCUUAAAGAUUCUAGAAUUGAUGUGCAAAUACUGGAAAAAUUAAGCAUUGUUUUGCAGAAACUCUCCAAAGUCAGGAGUAAUAAGAAGCUGUUUGAAAUCUUCAGCAUUCCUCAAGUGAUUCAAGAGUUGCAAAGAACGGCAAACGCAGAUCACGCCUUCCUUAUCAUUAACUUAAACUCCAUCCUCUUCCACUUAGGUUUUGCAAAGACAAAAGCUGUAUCACCCACAGCCAGCAUUGGGCAUUGAGUAAUGGUGAAGUAUGAGUUUUUGCCCUUGAUGGUAAUCUUUCCAGGUUUGCAGGAUGUGUAUAUCAUAGUAAUGUGAACGAUUGUGUGAUUGCAGUAUUGAUUGUGUAAAGCUUACUUACAGCAGUAUGUUCUCAGUAUACAAAAAUACUUUGUCAUCCUUGCAGUAAUGCUGUGUACGUAGAAUUGUUUUUACUUUGAUAUAUCUUGUAAUGGCUCAAAGACCCCAUUAUAUGUUUUAGUCACUUAUUGCAUUGUAAUGCUUUAUGUUAAUAUGCAAAAUUGUGUACAGUUAAGUGAUUACUAUUAAUGUUUGUAGUUUUGUAUUGUUAUUUAAAAAUAAAAAAAUUUGGUCUAUUUACACAUAUUUUA